This is a messenger RNA of Jatropha curcas, 546 nucleotides long. Its product is annotated as ribulose bisphosphate carboxylase small chain, chloroplastic-like. The record is from RefSeq and is marked provisional. NCBI's taxonomy places the organism in Eukaryota, Viridiplantae, Streptophyta, Magnoliopsida, Malpighiales, Euphorbiaceae.
AUGGCUUCUUCGAUGCUCUCAACUGCUACUGUGGCUAGCAUUAACAGGGCCAGCCCUGCUCAGGCCACCAUGGUUGCUCCAUUCACUGGCCUCAAGUCCACCGCUGGCUUCCCCGCCCGCAAAACCACCAACGACAUAACCUCUAUUGCCAGCAACGGCGGCAGAGUCCAAUGCAUGAAGGUGUGGCCUACACAAGGAUUGAAGAAGUUUGAGACUCUCUCAUACCUUCCACCACUCACCAGGGAGCAAUUGGCUAAGGAAGUUGAAUACCUUCUCCGCAGUGGAUGGGUUCCUUGCUUGGAAUUCGAGUUGGAGCACGGAUUUGUGUACCGUGAGAACAACAGAUCACCAGGAUACUACGAUGGACGCUACUGGACAAUGUGGAAGCUGCCCAUGUUUGGAUGCACAGACGCAGUUCAGGUCUUGAACGAGCUUGAUGAGGCAAUUAAGGCUCACCCAAAUGGCUUCGUUAGGAUCAUUGGAUUCGACAGUUAUCGCCAAGUGCAAUGCAUUAGUUUCAUUGCCUACAAGCCUAAGGGCCUCUAA